AUGGCGCCAAUUCCAUACAUUCAAAAAGCAAUGCGAUUAAUCAUUGAGCAACUAUAUAGCGUAUUCUUCUUCAGUAUUUGUUCAUUCGGUUCAUACGGUUCAACAGAACAGCAUAACACAUGUAUGAGUAAACCAUUAACUUAUCAUGAUGUUGAAAGACAUUUUAAUUAUUCAUCAUCAAAUCUAUUCUUUUUGUUCGGGAUAAAUAUUCAUCGACCAUUUCUCAAUGAAUUUGAUCAAACACAUGCUGAAGCAAGCAUAUUUAUAGUAGUUGUUUGUAAAAAGAACUCAUCUAAUUGUAUUACACAAGGUGAAUCAUUACCAACUGAAUAUGAACUUGAGUUUAGUGUUGAUGGCGUACCUUACAGUGACAAGAAUUCCCAAAUUGAUCGUCGAUGGCAUCGAACAAAAGCAGCUAAUUAUGAAUUUCUUUAUGAGCCGUUUAAUUCUCAUUCAUGGUAUGAUAAGCCAGGCAAUGAGCAAGGCUCAGUUUGGAAAAAUUUCAUUAUGAAUAUGGAUUCGUAUGAACAGGAAAAUAUUCAUGCGAAAUGGGUCGAAUUCGAUGUAAAACUUAGUGAUGCCGGAAUGCAAUUUAUUGAAGGUCAACAACUGUAUAACAAUGUUGUUGUUCAACAAUUUAAAUUAUAUUUUUUUAUAUCAACUUUUCAAUGUUUACAACCACCGUUCAUUUAUUUUGAUGGUCUAAUUUCAAAGAAAACUUAUCUUUCAGCUUUUCAUUUGCAAUUAAUGUCAGAUAAAUGUCAUUUAUAUAAGUAUACAUGUUAUUUGAAUAUGAAAAGAAUUAGUACAAAUAAAUCAACAGAAAUAACAUUUCAUGAAAGUAACACGAUAAACAUUAGUAUAAAUAGUCCACUGCUAUAUUCUCAACGAAUUUCAAGUGAACAAGAUGUAAAACCUUCGAAUUUUAUCAAUCGUAUUUAUGAAAGCGUGACUAUUGAAACUAGUGUUUCAUUAUCUCAUAAUCAGUUCUAUCUUGAUGCUAAAUGUAUCAAUAAAAAUUUGGUAACAUCAAGACAAUUCCUGUUAUGCACACAAGAUUAUGUCAAAUAUGACACUUCAAUAGCAAGAUUUCGUAUCGAUAUUAUUCUAUGCAAAUUUACAGCGGCAUAUCCUGACCGAUGUAGCUAUUCUCUUUACGAAUAUAUAUUAGAUGAAUAUUUACGUUUAUUUAUACCGAUUGAAGGCGACAAUAUCACAUUUAUUGGAUUUAUACGUCUUGAUAAUGGAUCAUCCAGCAAUGAAUGGAGAAAUCAUCUUAAAGAAAGCUACGAUAAGAUAUAUGCAAACGAACUACAAAAUACGUACGAUUAUAUGAUUGAGAUUAAAUCGAAAGUUAAUAGUGAAAAUUCAAUUAUUCGUUCUUAUCAAAUUAUAACUGAUCAAAUUCAUGUCUGCCAUCUUAUAUGUCGAACUAAUUGUGUUCAAAAAUCACCAGAUCAUACAGAUUACUUUGUAUCAAAGUCAACUGUAGAAUUAAUAUUACUUUGCUUUCAAUGUAGUUUUACUAAAACUUACAACAGUCUAAAUCACUCGAUUCUUUAUUUUUUUUCAAAAUUAUCACGUGAUUCUGCAUUACUCCGAAUUCAAAUUACUGAAGAACUUCAACAUGUAUCCGUGAAUUGUUAUGAUGCUCAAAAUAAACAAUAUUCAAUCGAAGGAAAAUUUCAUUUCAGAAAUCAAACCAAUAAUAGUCAAGAAUUUUUUUGUUUAAUCAAUCCGACAAUUAUCUAUCCGUAUCAUGAAGACAUUAUACUUGAAUGUAAUCAUUCUUAUACACGUUCAGAUAUUAUUAUUUGGGCGAUAACACAAUUAAGUAAGUAUGAAGACCAAAUAAGUCUCCUAUAG
Rotaria socialis is the source of this 1866-nucleotide messenger RNA. The record is from the annotation of a GenBank genome assembly. Lineage: Eukaryota; Metazoa; Rotifera; Eurotatoria; Philodinida; Philodinidae.